UCAGCAGAUCGAUAAUAUCACUCGUCAGAAUCAGAAGUUCUUCCUGUUCGUCUAGAAACCACAAUGUUUUGAUGUUUUUGUCUAAAUGACUAAUGGUCAUAAUGUUUACCCAAAGCCGAAGGUGGAUUAUCAAAAGAUAGAUCUAGCCAACAAGUUGUACCUAGAAAUCCAGGAUACAGAAUAGCCAUGGCAACAAGGGCAUUACAGAAAAGCUUUGUGUUACCAAGCUUUGUUUGUGUCCUGCUGUAUGCUUCCAGUGUUUAUUCUACCAUACUGUCAUACAACAACAAAUACUCAAAUAAACAAUACCCAUACUUUGUGUCCGCGGAAGCGGAGAACAACGAACUACUGCACCUACUCUCAAGAAGUCAAUCAAGCCUUGAUCUGCACAGCAUUGUAAAAGAUCGUGAACGAAGGUCUCCUGAAGCAAAUUCUGACAAGCCUGAGCCUUCUCCUUUUGUGAAAAAUGUUACUUUGAAUGGGACCACAAACUCUGGAUAUGCUUAUGUACAUUGGAUCGGCCAAGAUGUUAGCCAGAAAAUCUUUGUGUUGACUUUUCGUCUGGACUCCUCAAGUGGAAAAAGCCUUGUACUUGACAGUCAAGUAUGGAGGUCCAGUGACUAUGGCUCAACAUUCACUUUACAGAAUGAUAAGUUCCAAGCAAAAACAAACAUUUCACUUUUCUACACCUUCGCGACCAAUUCAAGCAAGCUACUGUUCACAGAUGUGCAAGCCCGUGUUUUGUACACCACUGCAGAUGAGCUGGAGCAUGUUCACCACCACAGUGUGCCUGUAGACCCUGACAUUGUGUUGACACACCCCUCGGAUGAUAAGAAACUGCUCCUCUACAGUUUAAGCCAUAGACAGCUCUAUGUUUCCUUUGACUUUGCGGCUUCUUGGACAAUGCUGGCAGAGAAUGUUUCCCCCAAGUUCUACUGGGGACAUCCCGACUAUGAUACAGACGUCGAUGUGGUUCACAUGGAAGAACUUGGCUCAACACCAUCACAAGCCAUCUACAAAUCUUGCAUCGCUCCAAAAUGUACCAGGACACAAGAAGACGUACAGGGUGUAGGGCCCUUUUUGUCAGGUACCCUGCAAGUGCACAAGGAGUACAUGUUCAUUCAAAAGUCAAACUUCAUGGAAUCGGAAGACUAUUUAUUGGUUUCCUAUAAGAGAGGUCCCUUUAAGAGAGCCUACUUCCCGAGUGACUUGAAAACAGAUGACUUUAUGUUGCUGGAUGUUGAUGAUGGUCAAGUUUUUGUGGCUGUCAAUCAUGGUAAUCAGGUCAACCUGUAUCUCUCUGAAGCAACUGGCCAGUUCUACGUACUCAGCCUGGAAAAUGUCUACCAUACUUUACUGCCCAACGACUUCGACAUUGAUUUUCAUGAGGUCAGUUUUUUUUGUCUGUUGAUUAUUUAGUUUAUUAUGAGAUGAGGUGGAUCUGAUUUUUGU
This is a messenger RNA of Aplysia californica (California sea hare), 1452 nucleotides long. Its product is annotated as VPS10 domain-containing receptor SorCS3. The record is from RefSeq and is a predicted model, not a curated record. Bases 187 to 1419 code for a protein of 410 amino acids. The transcript has 9 exons. NCBI's taxonomy places the organism in Eukaryota, Metazoa, Mollusca, Gastropoda, Aplysiida, Aplysiidae.